AAAUGUCUGGCAGUGCUUCAAGUAUUAAAACCAUUAUUGCUGAUGCCGAUUCCAGUGAUAAGGCCUCAACAUUUGGCAAAGCUUUACAAUAUUUGUCGAUUGUGUUGGUAAUUUUAACCGCACCCUUCAGUUUAUUCGUUUGUUUUAAGGUUGUGCAAGAGUAUGAACGAGCAGUCAUUUUCCGUUUGGGUCGUUUACUGCAAGGCGGUGCCAAAGGUCCUGGCAUUUUCUUUAUCCUGCCAUGCAUUGAUACCUAUGCUCGGGUAGAUUUGCGUACACGUACAUACGAUGUGCCACCACAGGAGGUCUUAACAAAGGACAGCGUUACAGUGUCUGUCGAUGCUGUGGUCUACUAUCGUGUAUCGAACGCGACCGUAUCUGUGGCCAAUGUGGAGAAUGCCCAUCACUCGACCAGGCUAUUGGCACAGACAACAUUACGCAAUACCAUGGGCACGCGUCAUUUGCAUGAAAUACUCAGCGAACGCAUGACCAUAUCGGAGGCAAUGCAGGUUUGU
Messenger RNA from Musca vetustissima, 515 nucleotides. Its product is annotated as band 7 protein AAEL010189-like. The transcript is spliced from 5 exons. The record is from RefSeq and is a predicted model, not a curated record. The annotation marks the transcript as partial. Lineage: Eukaryota; Metazoa; Arthropoda; Insecta; Diptera; Muscidae. Gene Ontology annotation, cellular component: plasma membrane.